Messenger RNA from Siniperca chuatsi (mandarin fish), 8464 nucleotides. RefSeq names its product guanylate cyclase 1, soluble, alpha 2 (gene gucy1a2). Gene Ontology annotation, biological process: cGMP biosynthetic process; response to oxygen levels. The coding region runs from base 1092 to 3518 and encodes 808 amino acids. NCBI's taxonomy places the organism in Eukaryota, Metazoa, Chordata, Actinopteri, Centrarchiformes, Sinipercidae. The transcript is spliced from 9 exons. Gene Ontology annotation, cellular component: guanylate cyclase complex, soluble. Gene Ontology annotation, molecular function: guanylate cyclase activity; heme binding. The record is from RefSeq and is a predicted model, not a curated record.
CAGAACAACGCGCUGAUGCGUCCUUCACAGCGCGAGCUCGGCAGGUCGCUCUGAUCUGCACAUCGCCUGUGCGUGCUGCUGCUGGCUGACCGCGCGCGCUCGCUCGCUCUCUCCCUGCUCCCCAUCUCGCGCACCUCCACUCCAGCCACCUCUUUGCCCGCACUCCGAGCGAUGACCACAAGAGACAAGACGGAACAAAAGUCGGGGAGCAACGGCGAAGGAAUAUAAGUGAAAGAUGGACGGAUGAUGAAAGGACGGUUAGUUGGCAGACAGACAGGAGAACCGCUGUCGCAGAGGACGAGGAGGAGGAGGAGUGGAAGGGACGGAGGCACAUCUGCCGUGACUUUGGGGAUUUCUCUCCGGCAAAGUGGGGAGAAAAAGGGGAGACGCCACAUUCUUCGGAUGCCAAAAUUAACCGCGUGUGAGAGAAAUGAUUAACGUGUCGGAAUUACCGUGAUGAACAACGUGUCGAUUUUGGCGACCUUUUGUUAUUUUUCUGUUUUGCAAUUUCGUCAGUUAAGGUAACGUCUGCUUUAACAUAGUUGCGGAGUCAAGCUAACGGCUAAAAUAAGUAAAUAGCCUGCUGUUGUUAGGAGUUCUCUAUUUGUAGCUUAUAUUUUUAUUUGUAGCAUCCUUUGGAGAGUGUUGGCCUCCCGGGGAGCAGGGUGGAUUUGUUUUGGGGGGUAAAGGAGGACGGUUUUUAAGAGGCGACACCCCCACCUCCUCCUCCCCCUUACAUAAAUGUUUGCGUGCCGUUAGUGCUCCCGUUCUCGGUCGACCCCUUCGCUCCCCCCGAAUAGGUUGCAGAGUCUCACACGCAGACAGUCGCAACUCAUAUGCACACAUAGAGACAGGCAGACCUGGACAUUAUCUCACGCGCACACACAUCUCAUAUGCAUACAUAAUUAUACAGACCCCCCCUCACCCACCCAACCCUCCACCAACCCUCUCAGCCCCCACUAUCUGAUGACUCCCCGGCGUAGAGGUGGACCUGGUACGGAACCGACUGUAGCAUUAUCAUCAUCAUCCUCCUCAACACUACCACUGGCAUCAUCACCAUCCUCCUCCUCACCACCACCACCACCACCACCAUGUCCUCGUCGUCGCGCAAGAUCUCCUCCGAGUCGUUCAGCAGCUCGGUGGGCUCGGACUGCGGGCUCGAAAGCCCCGGGGGAGACGGAGGGGACGGCGGUUUGGAGACGGCGGAGGAGAGCCGAGGCUGCCCCUUCUCCUCCUUCCCCUCCUCCCACAGAGCGGUGCUCUGGAACGGCCGCAGCCCCGCCGAGAGGUCGGCCUGCCCGGCGGGCGAGGAGCAGCAAGGACCCGGUGGACCCCACAAGAGGGUCACCAGGAGGAGGCGGGUGAACCUGGACUCACUGGGGGAGAGCCUGAGGCGACUGACCUCACCCAUGACACAGACUGUUCAGGAGGCUCUACAGCGAACUCUACAAUUCUACAGACAACAAGAGAUCAGGUGUCAGGAAGUUGGCAGCGAGGAGAGGCGAAGAGAGAGGAGAGAGGAUAAGUGCCCUUUUCUAGAAAAUUCUGGUUCAGAAGAAGAUGUCUUACAAAUCCUACAGUACAUGGCCACCAUACUGGGAGUACCAUUCUGUGAGCUGCGAGAGCAUUUCGGAGAGGAGUUCUUUGGCCUCUGCUUUGAAGAAAAUGAACGAGUGCUCCGGGCUGUAGGCGGCAACCUCCAGGACUUCUUCAAUGGCUUUGAUGCCCUUUUGGAACACAUUCGCACCUCCACGGGGCGCCGUGCCUCAUCUGAGAGCCCCUCCUUCCAGUGCAAGGAUCCCUACGAGGAGGAGAAAGGGAGAAGAAAAUUGGACAAAGUUGGAGAGCGAGGAGAAGGAGAUGGAAGAGGGAAGGUGUUGCUUCUUCAUUGUUUCAACCCUGCCCCUGUUGUUGGAUUGGUCAUGCCAGGGUUGAUCAGAGCUGUUGCCAGGCGGAUCUUUCAUUCAGAAGUUGAGGUGGAAGAGGUGCCACCUCUAACCCCCUUAUUGCCCAAUGAAGAUACAGAACACACAGAUGGUGACUCCACAACCCCCACUCCGACUGCGUCCCCCACUGCCUCACCCUCCUCGUCCCCGUCCCCUCCCUCUCCUUUCCAAACCUCUAUUCCCACAGUUUGCUUGUCCUUCCAAAUCCAGGAGACAUGCCCACCUUCCCUCUCCUCCUUCCCAAAUGCUUCCCCGGUGAGCACUAAACGGCCCCCCCUCUCACUCUCCACCAACCCCAGUGAUCUGUGCAUCAGCCUGGCCACGUUUUGCCGUGCCUUUCCAUUUCACCUUGUCCUGGGGCCUCGCAUGGAGCUACUGCAGCUUGGAGAAGGAUUGAGGAGACAGGCUCGCAUUGAGCCUCACCGGAGCCUCUCGUUCAGGGACUGUUUUGAGAUUGUCUCACCCAAGAUGGAGCCUUCGUUCCAGGGCAUCCUCCUGAGGCUUGCAUCCCCAUUUACCAUCCGUACCAGACCCGAUGGCACCAAGGAGGCUGGCACCAAGGAGAAGGUCAUGGAGUUGAAGGGUCAGAUGAUCCAUGUGCCCGAGUCCUGCUCCCUGAUGUUCCUGGGCUCGCCACGUGUUGAUAAAUUGGAGGAGCUGAUGGGCAGGGGCCUCCACCUGUCAGAUAUCCCCAUCCAUGAUGCCACGCGGGACGUUAUCCUGGUGGGGGAGCAGGCCAAGGCACAGGAUGGCUUAAAGAAGAGAAUGGACAAACUUAAGGCCACAUUAGAGCGGACUCACCAGGCACUGGAGGAGGAAAAGAGGAGAACCGUGGAUCUCCUUUAUUCCAUAUUUCCAGGUGAUGUGGCACAGAAACUGUGGCAGGGUCAGCCAGUGCCUGCUCGCAAAUUUGAUGAUGUUACCAUGCUGUUCUCGGACAUCGUGGGUUUUACUGCUGUGUGUGCCCAGUGCACACCUAUGCAGGUCAUCUCCAUGCUGAAUGAGCUUUACACACGCUUCGACUACCAGUGUGGCAUUCUGGAUGUUUACAAGAUCGAGACAAUAGGUGAUGCCUACUGUGUGGCAGGAGGACUUCACAAGAAGGUUGAUAGUCAUGCGAAGCCAAUUGCACACAUGGCUCUGAAAAUGAUGGAACUGUCCGAGGAAGUGCUGACACCUGAUGGGAAACCUAUCAAGCUAAGGAUAGGUAUCCACACAGGUUCGGUGCUGGCAGGCGUGGUCGGGGUUAAAAUGCCACGUUAUUGCCUGUUUGGGAACAAUGUGACACUUGCCAGCAAGUUUGAAUCGGGGAGCCAUCCGAGGUGUAUCAAUGUUAGUCCCACAACUUACCAGUUGCUGAAAGAUGAUCGCUCUUUUUCAUUUGUCCCUCGUUCACGGCUGGAGCUCCCGGAGAAUUUUCCCAAAGAGAUCCCGGGGACAUGUUACUUCCUGGAGGCGGGGACGUCUCACAGCCAUGCCUCAUUGACCAGCUCUCGCUCCGCCCCCCCGGCCUCUAUGAGGAAAGUCUCCUACAGCAUUGGGACCAUGUUUCUAAGAGAAACAAGUCUGUAGGUCCCAUACACAGACUAGGAUACACAGAUAUUCAUUAUGUGAGAGGCUGGAUUUGAACCUGUGGACUAUGCAGGAAAACAGAUCACACAGAUCUUUGGAUAUGCAAAUGCAUUAUGAGUAAACUUGGAUUCAGACCUGUGGGAUGGCCUAUAUGUAUGAAACUUUAAAAAAAAUGCUCUCAUCAUAAGUGAAAAAGAACCGCAUGCCCUCAUCUCCCCCUGAGCAAGGGAGUGAUGGUUCAAAAGACUUGAACAGCAACUGUGUUAGUCUCACAUGGACCCUUCCCCAAGGAAGUGUACUGAUGACGUCAAUUAGCAGAGAAACCUUAAUAUAAAACUUAAUGAUCUAGCUGGAUUCCUCAGCUUCAUACCUGGUUUCUAGCUCUCUCCAGUGGUCCUCUCAUCCAGAUGUUACCCUGACCUGGAUCUAGAGGCAACAAUGCUUGGAGAAAAUCUGGAGAGAGACCAUUUACAUGACCAGUGUUGCACUCAUUAGCAAUGGAAUUGCGCAAAUAGAACAAAUCCACUUUUCAUUAACAAAGUGGAUGCUGAGGAAUGAAAUUGUAUGAACUUUUAGAAGAUGGCAACAUUGCCACAAAAGUUUGCUGUGCAUCAUUGCCUCUUGUACAAGGAAGACCACUACUGAAGAACAAUACAACUCCCUUUCCUCCCCUUCCAACUGUCCCUAAGUCAUGUCAUGCUUUACCAAACAUACAUAUGUCGAACAUCUGCUGCUCGUUACAUCCAUCUGUCCACUUAGGACCAGUUGUUUGGUGUGGGGGGAGACAAAUGAGAGGCACAAACAAGGAAAUAGGUUUGAAAAGGGUUCAUCUAAGGACAAAUGCCAAAAACGCUAGUACUAAGCUGAUCUUAGAGCCUUUUCUGCUUCUAACCCACAACAAACUAAAACCAAGAGCAAUCCAGCCAUUUCAUUGCAGGUAAUAUGUUUAGGACUGAAAAUCAUUCCCAGCUCAGUGCCUUUUUACUGCUCAAAUCAGGACAAAUACAAGAUGGAUUCAUUUUAAAUAUUUGAAAAGAAUAAAAAACAUAACGAGUGCUUCAAUUAUCUUGUUUCUACUUGUUUUAAGAAGUUUUUAUGACAUGUGCCAAAGAUAAUGAGCCACAUUUGAACCCGUGAAGUUGCAAGUCACGGCAGGCGCCUUAUCCCACCGAGCCACCGUUGAGUCUUGACUAGUUGUGUCUUUAAUUUUGAGGCGGUCGCGGUCGUGAUUGGCUGGCAAGAUCAAUCAAGCGCUCCUCAAAGAGUUCAAAUAUUUAAAAUUCUAUUCAUCUGUUUUUUGUUCAGAUCAUCCAAUAAUACAUACAAUAUAGUACUAAUAAUAUAGUACUAUACUAACUUCUACACAUAGUCACAGUAUGCAUGCUUGACACAGUUCACAUUUACAUACAUAAUCUUUUUUAAUAGCAUUUUUUUACCACAUGGAUAUAAAAGUAUAUACUAUCCCCAUGCAAAUGUAACCAACACGAUUCAAAUUCAAGUCUACUAGUUUGCUGGUAGACUGAGUAUGAUUUACUCAGUGGAAAUCUCAGGCCUUCCAAAUACGUCAGCGUAGCUCAGUAACCCAAACCUGGGAGAAUAAAUGUCAGAAUAAUUGUACGUUUUUGUCUUCGUGAAUCAUCAUAAACUGCCAUCAUAAAGACAGACUGGGCACAUUUGGAUACUUACUUAAUGUAACACACGUCACCUUGCUGCCAUUGUUCUCUUUGGUUGUUGACAUCAGUGAAGUACAAGUCACAUAUCAAGUUGUAUCAGUUUGAAUAGCUGACUGUUACAGGCCCACAAUGGAGAGAAAAAACUAUUUGUAGGAGGCAUUAGUUUCCAUGAAAUAUUACAUUUUUAAUGUCGGUAGAAAAGUUUUGAUUAUCAAAAGAAGUACACAUAGAUUUGUCAACAUCACAUCCUAAUUUUAAUUUAUUAUUGAUCACUCUAAAAAAGUUAUGAAAUAAUCUAGGUUGUUUAAAUUUGAAUAAGUGGUACUACCUCUGUGUGCUUACCUUCUCGGUGUAAAAAAAAAGUAAACAUUUUUCAAUUGUACAACAUCACAAUAUGCCGCAAGUUACUGACAAAAUAACUUUAAUAACUAAACUGUUAUUAACUGCUCACAGUACAUUUUUAACAGUGGAAAACUCCAGCACAGGUUUUUUAUUCAUGUUUAAAUCACAAAGGAAUGGAAAUGGGAAAAGCAUGUUGCAAUUUCACUAUAUCUUGACAUACUGGUGGCUAAACCUCUAAAAGAUCAAAUAAAAUGUGCCAAUUCAAGUCUGAGACACCUCCAGCAGGGACUAAUCUUGCUUUUUAAGUAGAGGUUUAGUUCUUGCUGUCUGUUAUGUACGUUCUGUUGUUAAAGGGCAGGACCAGCACAGUGACAGCCAAACACUUUGUCAACUCACUGGCCUUGGCAGGAACAUGUGCUGGCUAUGCUAUGUAAAACACAGCUUGUAGGAAAACAUCAGCAGGGUAAUUUACUUCAGACACAAAAACUAAUGCCCAUCUGGCCAAAGGUUUCACCCACUAAAGGGCACUGUGCCCUCUAACUGAGAUUGACACCAGCAUAACAAAGCACUGUGCCAUGUUUGAGGAAAGGAUGGGAGGAGGAGAAAUAGAAAAGUCAAAAAAUUCCCUUUUGACCUGCCAGUGUUUGAACCUGUGAUGGGUUAGAAGUGCUAGAAAACUAUGCUCAUAGGUCAUUAUUGCCAUAAAUAAUUCAUACAGCUGUCAUCAGAUUCUCUGACAGCAGUAGCAUCAGAAAGCUUGAAAUGCUUGCACAUUUACAGCAUGUUCUGUAAAGGUCCUGAUACAUUUUGGCAAUGAAAAUAGACAUUUUUGAGAAUAUUUUUCCGUAUGCCGCAUAGUUUUAUUCAUAUUUACUGUAAACAAAAAUAACUAUAACCUAUUUUCAAAAUUGUUUCCUGUCGCUUUAAGUAUACUAUGCAGUAUAGAACUAACAAUGGACUAAAUAUCAAUUACACCUAAACAUACAGUAAAUCCAAUCAGUCUAACACAUGGGAGCAUAGUUUUUUGCCUAAAAAUAUCAGGAAUUGUAACACAAAGAAAUUAUGUGUAUUAACUCCAAACUAGGUACUAUUGUUUAGUGGGUCAACCUUGUCAUUUUAAGCCUAGACAAUUUAUCUACAAUAUAAAUUGACAGAGACAAAUAGCAACUCAGAAGUUAAGUCAUACAUUCCUUGUGGGGGCUUGCUACAUCUGUUAGAAAUCAGCAUAAUGUUGUUCAUAUUUAAAACUGUUCCUGAGACCAAAAGGUCGUUAACAUUCAUGUUUUUUGUGAUAUUAUAGAGGACCAGAAUCUGUAAAACCCACCUGAGACAUCAGUGAAACACACAUCCUGUAUCUGUAUACAUCAGUGGCUCAGAAGAUUAGCACUUUAACAUUUCUCUUUAUAGUAACGUUGACAAGUCUGCCUAGCAAAAGUGAAUUCUGCUUCAGUAUAAAUUGCCAAAUACACUAGACAAUGGUUUACCAAGUUUUCCAAGAGCCUGAGGGAAGUUUCCCAUGUCUUUAAGGCCUGGGAAAGUGGAUACUGGUUAGGCUUAUUAUUGCUCUGAUGAUUAAAUAAAGUAUAAUUUCACAAAUGUUUGAGAGACCACAUGGAGCAUUUUAUAGAAAACAACAGUUUUCAAAGAGGUACCCGAAGUGUCUUUAGCUCUAUUUUAGCUGGAAAAAUCCCAUAUGGACCAAUGAACCCAUACCCUCGUGCAUAAGCUUAUUAUAGUGGGUUAAACCAGAAACACAGGACAAAUUGCAAUUUGAUGCUACUCAUGGAAGAAGAUAUAUGGCAACUCAGCCUCAGAGGCUGCAAUACCUACAGUAAGAGUACACUCCAGUCCAGGAAGCAAGUAGUGGAGAUUAGAUAAAUAUAAUUGAAGAAUAAUGACGAAGUAAUGGUCAAUUAUGACUACAAUGUGAUAUAAUAAUGAUAGCCAUGCUUGAUAGUUAAGCUGACUAGUUGCCAUUGCAAACCUAGUCUACAGUGUUAACUUCUGGAGAUUUUAAAAAGAGCAUAACAGUUUCAACCGGUUUUACUCUGACUUUAUGUCCCCACACACCCAAAAGUAGGUGCGACUCCUGCUACAAGGAGACGAUGACCAACACAUUUUAAUUGUAAAAGUACAUAAGGAAGUGCAAACACUGUUAAAUCGACUAUGGGGAAAAAUCUGUGCAUGUACACUACCAUUGUAUUGUAAAGACUGCAUUUCCUUAGGGUCCUCACAAGGUAGGUGAACCUCUCUUAAGUGUAUGUGACAGUUGCGUCAUUGAGCCUGAGGUAAGGUUUUCCCAAGGCAGACUUUCACAUAUAGGGGCACACAAGAUGACUGCCAUCAUGACAAUAUUCUAUAAUGCAUACAUGCAUUAAUGUGUACUUGUACAAAAUCUAUUGUAGCAUAAAUGUAGUGCAGGUGUUAUUUACACUCAACUUCAGCAGUGGCUGAAUUCUGCAUCUUGGCUAAAUAAAGGACAUUACAUCAGCACUACACCUACGCAACUUGUGUCCAACGCUCAUGUCUCCAAGUCUGUAAAUUCUUGGCAUAAUAUUAAACAUUUGGUCAGAUCUCGCUGUCUUGCCGUUAAGAUGCGGAGGUGUUGCAGGUACCGGUUCUCUACAGUGUUGUUGUCAGUCACAGUUACAGUGGCAGUACAACUGAGCUGCACUGUAUAAGCUGUGUCAAACAAUGAACAUGAACAAAUGUUGUCAUGAGCCUGAGGUAAGUGUGGGAGGGUCCAGUGUCCAGUGGGACAAAGCCAAAUACACCCGUAACUCCAGCAACAGUUGCCUGUGAGAGUCAAAAUGUACAAACAUAAUCAUUUGUUAAUAAAGGCCUGUUGUACCUGUAACAAAUCUGUACAAUUUAGAUCUAUUUAAUAUAUUAAAACUGAAACUGGAAAUUGUAAUAAAAAUAUAUAGCAGA